Messenger RNA from Cucumis sativus (cucumber), 1711 nucleotides. RefSeq lists its product as uncharacterized. NCBI's taxonomy places the organism in Eukaryota, Viridiplantae, Streptophyta, Magnoliopsida, Cucurbitales, Cucurbitaceae. The record is from RefSeq and is a predicted model, not a curated record. The coding region runs from base 252 to 1661 and encodes 469 amino acids. The transcript has 27 exons.
AUGGACGAACCAACUUCGGGUUUGGAUGCUAGAUCUGCUGCUAUUGUUAUGCGUACUGUGAGAAACACAGUCGAUACAGGAAGAACUGUUGUAUGCACAAUUCAUCAGCCAAGUAUAGACAUCUUUGAAGCUUUUGAUGAGUUACUGCUGCUGCAACGUGGUGGGCAAAUGAUUUAUGCUGGACCUCUCGGUCAGUGAUCCUGUAAUGUUGAUGUAGCUCCUAUUUUCUACUUGGCUCCGCCUUUCCUCCAAUGUUGAUACCAAAACAAGAAAGCUCCUAUUUUCUACUUGGCUCCGCCUUUCCUCCAAUGUUGAUACCAAAACAAGAAAGCUCCUAUUUUCUACUUGGCUCCGCCUUUCCUCCAAUGUUGAUACCAAAACAAGAAAGCUCCUAUUUUCUACUUGGCUCCGCCUUUCCUCCAAUGUUGAUACCAAAACAAGAAAGCUCCUAUUUUCUACUUGGCUCCGCCUUUCCUCCAAUGUUGAUACCAAAACAAGAAAGCUCCUAUUUUCUACUUGGCUCCGCCUUUCCUCCAAUGUUGAUACCAAAACAAGAAAGCUCCUAUUUUCUACUUGGCUCCGCCUUUCCUCCAAUGUUGAUACCAAAACAAGAAAGCUCCUAUUUUCUACUUGGCUCCGCCUUUCCUCCAACGUUGAUACCAAAACAAGAAAGCUCCUAUUUUCUACUUGGCUCCGCCUUUCCUCCAAUGUUGAUACCAAAACAAGAAAGCUCCUAUUUUCUACUUGGCUCCGCCUUUCCUCCAAUGUUGAUACCAAAACAAGAAAGCUCCUAUUUUCUACUUGGCUCCGCCUUUCCUCCAAUGUUGAUACCAAAACAAGAAAGCUCCUAUUUUCUACUUGGCUCCGCCUUUCCUCCAAUGUUGAUACCAAAACAAGAAAGCUCCUAUUUUCUACUUGGCUCCGCCUUUCCUCCAAUGUUGAUACCAAAACAAGAAAGCUCCUAUUUUCUACUUGGCUCCGCCUUUCCUCCAAUGUUGAUACCAAAACAAGAAAGCUCCUAUUUUCUACUUGGCUCCGCCUUUCCUCCAAUGUUGAUACCAAAACAAGAAAGCUCCUAUUUUCUACUUGGCUCCGCCUUUCCUCCAAUGUUGAUACCAAAACAAGAAAGCUCCUAUUUUCUACUUGGCUCCGCCUUUCCUCCAAUGUUGAUACCAAAACAAGAAAGCUCCUAUUUUCUACUUGGCUCCGCCUUUCCUCCAAUGUUGAUACCAAAACAAGAAAGCUCCUAUUUUCUACUUGGCUCCGCCUUUCCUCCAAUGUUGAUACCAAAACAAGAAAGCUCCUAUUUUCUACUUGGCUCCGCCUUUCCUCCAAUGUUGAUACCAAAACAAGAAAGCUCCUAUUUUCUACUUGGCUCCGCCUUUCCUCCAAUGUUGAUACCAAAACAAGAAAGCUCCUAUUUUCUACUUGGCUCCGCCUUUCCUCCAAUGUUGAUACCAAAACAAGAAAGCUCCUAUUUUCUACUUGGCUCCGCCUUUCCUCCAAUGUUGAUACCAAAACAAGAAAGCUCCUAUUUUCUACUUGGCUCCGCCUUUCCUCCAAUGUUGAUACCAAAACAAGAAAGCUCCUAUUUUCUACUUGGCUCCGCCUUUCCUCCAAUGUUGAUACCAAAACAAGAAAGCUAUUCUACAUUGAUGUAGCUCCUAUUUUCUACUUGGCUCCGCCUUUCCUCCAAUGUUGAUACCAAAAC